Molecule: messenger RNA, 1408 nt
Organism: Aedes aegypti (yellow fever mosquito)
Lineage: Eukaryota; Metazoa; Arthropoda; Insecta; Diptera; Culicidae
Product: methylthioribose-1-phosphate isomerase
Exons: 8
Coding region: 251-1333 (360 amino acids)
Molecular function (GO): S-methyl-5-thioribose-1-phosphate isomerase activity
Source: RefSeq, a predicted model, not a curated record
UGGGAAGUUACACAUAUACUCUAUAAAUCUGUCAAAUUUUGUUUACUUACGUUUAAGAGCUGUACAGAUUUGCCGGUUACUUCAUUUGGUUAUUGAUAAUCACGUAGUUAUUUUAGUACUUUCCGUGUUAAAUUUGAUAGCAGAGUGAGUGCACGUGCGGCAUAUUUCUACUAUUACCGUAUCUUAUUUUAAGAAUUUAAUUUGUGAGAUUCUCUCCGACCAAGACUAGAGCGUAAAACAAACGUCAACAAUGAGCCUGAAAGCAAUCAAGUACAGUAACGGAAAACUCGAAAUUUUGGACCAACUUUUGCUUCCAGCUCAAUCCAAGUACAUAGAUGUUAAGGGAGUCGAAGAUGGCUGGAAAGCAAUCAACAAAAUGCAGGUACGAGGCGCCCCUGCGAUAGCGAUUGUUGGCUGCCUAUCGCUGGCGGUUGAAAUUUUCGGUGAAAAGUUCGACACCAAACAAACUUUCAAGCAGGAGGUGGAAGGCAAACUGAAUUAUUUGGUUUCCGCCCGACCAACGGCAGUCAACAUGAAGCUGGCAGCUGAGGAUUUGAUAUCUCUGGCGAACGCGCUGGCACAAGACGAAUCUAUUUCGGUAGAUACUAUGAAAGAAAGGUUUCUGAAGGCGAUUGAAGACAUGCUUGAUAAGGAUAUUGCCGAUAACAUGGUGAUCGGUAAAAAUGGUGCCGACAUAAUUCUAUCCCAUAUUCCCAAUGGAGGGUCGGUCAGGAUAUUGACGCAUUGCAAUACUGGAUCACUGGCGACUGCAGGCUACGGAACUGCACUUGGAGUAAUUAGAAAAUUACACGAAAUGAAUCGAUUAGAACAUGUCUAUUGCACCGAGACGAGGCCAUAUAAUCAAGGUGCUAGGCUGACGGCCUAUGAGCUGGUUCACGACAAGUUACCCGCAACGUUGAUUCUGGACAACAUGGUUGCAUCACUGUUCAAGUCUCGCCGAGUAGCGGCAGUAGUUGUUGGAGCAGAUAGAGUCGCUGCCAAUGGCGAUACGGCCAAUAAGAUCGGGACGUACCAGAUUGGAGUUGUUGCCAAGUAUCACGAUGUACCAUUCUAUGUGGCGGCACCGUUCACAUCGAUUGACUUGAAAAUUCCAUCCGGCGAUCGUAUUGUAAUUGAAGAACGGCCCGAUCGUGAAAUGACUCAUGUAGGAGAACACAGAAUUGCCGCGCCUGGAAUUGCAUGUUGGAACCCAGCAUUCGAUGUUACUACAGCUGAUUUAAUCACCGGUAUCAUCACGGAGAAGGGAGUGUUCAAGCCAGCUGAACUAAAGGAGAAGGUAGAACAAAUUAUAUCGACGAACCAAAAACUAUGAAAACUAUAAUUUAGAUUAUUAUGUUUAUCGAAAUAAACUGUUUAUUUUGUUGCUCAUGAGCAUUUCAUAAUAUUA